CUGGCCAUGACAGCUGAUGCAUUUCGUAUCGCUUGACGUUUGGUUAGAACAUGUCAUUUUGGAGGAUCAUGUUGGAGGAUAGCAAUUUAGUAGAUGGUCUUGAGUGUCCUAUCGAGGAAGAUGAUCUUGGAGAAGAGGAAGAAUAUGAUGCUCUGAAUGAUGAAACUUUUGGUUCUGAAGCCAAUAUUGGUGAUUGGGAGGAAAAUCAUGAAAAACUUGCCGAAAUUACAGAAUCCAAUCGCUUUCACCAUCAAAAUACUUCAAGCAAAAAAAAUAUAUUCGAUGCAGAUAUCGAAGAUAUCGAAGAUAUCUUAUCCCAUUUGGUAUUAGAUGAGAAAGAAGGUAUCGUUCCACGCCCUGGAGUUUGGGAUAGUCCUUCUAACUUAUCCCUUCCUAAACCUCGACCGCCAUUAACAUUACCAACGACUAUAAGAAAUGUAUGCACUGUUGAACAAUUGGAAAAGGGAUUAAUUGGAAACAGGCCACCACUUGGACUGAAUAAACCUGUUCAGAUACAACAGCAGCAAUCGCAACAGCAACAGCAGCCACAGCAGCAGCAACAACAACAACCACCACACUACCAACAACAGCAGCAGCAACAGCAACAGCAACAAUUCAAUGGAUCACUUUUGUUUGGGUCUUUGCCUUCACCACCACGAUUCCCAUCAGGGUUGGGUAUACCACCCCCACAUCCUCUUGUUUUACCACCAAACAUGAGAUUUCCUCACCCUCAAUUUUUACAACACCCUAGAUUAUUAUACAAUCAAACUGGAAAUGUACUGAGAUACCCUAUAGCACCGCAUCUGAUGUUACCACACACCACUCAAAGACCUCCAAUUCAUGGCUCAUUUUGCAAUAAUUUUCCUCAAUCACCGCUUUCGAAUUUAUAUCCUCCUCCAUUUUUACGAGCAGAUCAUGGCAUAAUACCCCCUUUCUCUAGCAAUCACUCUGGUCAUCAACAGCAACAGCAACAUUCUUUUUCACAUUCUGGAAAUCAAAGAAGUCAAAAUAGAGAUUUUCAUCAUGGGGAACAACAAACGAAUCACCAACCAUUUUUUAAAAAUAGUCAGCAUUAUCGUAACCAUGAUCGAAAUAAUCAGCAACAUUAUUAUUAUCACUGUCAAGGAAUAAAUGGAAUAACCGGUUUAGGAGAAUAUGAUGAAUACGCCGGUCUCAUGAGUAAUCGGGAGAAACAUUGGUUAAUUAAUAUUCAAGUACUGCAACUUAACACAAAUGAUCCGUAUGUGGACGAUUAUUAUUACACAGUUUUCUGCGAUAGAAGAAACAAACAGCGUAUAAAUCAAGAACGAAAAGAUAAACAACAACGCAACAACAACAACAACAAUAAUAAUAAUAAUAGUAACAACAAUAAUAAUAAUAGUUGCCAUCGAGAUUCCAGAGAUCGAGAACAAUCACAUCAUGCAUUCCCGAGACCUGUAUAUGUACCGGCACAGUUUGAAAAUUCUUUGGGAAAAAUACAGUUUGCCAGUAUUAUUGCACCACGCAAGCUUAUCGAUAUGGAUGUUGUACCAAACAGCGAUCCUCAAUCAGCUAUACAAAUUCAGCAAAAGGAUACGAAACGAACAAGACAGUUGUUACUAGAAAUUGAAAGGUUAUAUAUAGUUCAAUUAAAACUUGAAGAUCUGCACAAUCCUUUGGCUUUGUUUAAUGAACAACAGAAAAGUCAAGAAAGCGAAAAUGAAGCGAACAACAUUCAGAAAAGUAGUAGCUCAGAUUUAAUAAAUAUGAUGUUAUCGGCUUUGCUUCAGUUAAUACAAGACGAUAAAUUAGCGAGUAUGCUAAGUAUCCGAAAAGGAAAGACGCUGUUAGUGAGAUUCUUGCCUUACUUGAAUGUAAUGGAGCAUCGUAAUCAGUUAAAAGAAUUAUGGAACGCGAUAUUCCGAGGAUUAACUAUAAUAGGUCGUAGAGAUUCUCAGUUAUUAAUAAGCCUGCAUUCGGAAUUUCAACGUUGGUUCAAUACCGUACAAGACUUUGGUACAAUGCUUCAACUAGCUCGAUCGCUGUCUGACUCUGCUAAUCAGCCAAUCAAGAACAACAGUUUAGCUUUUGCUCUUGCAAACAAGUUUGGUGUAUCUGUAAUUGCUUCGAUGUUUGAACAAGCAGAAAAAUUAUACCCCACGGAUGAUUCUUUAUCUUCAGAAUGGUCAUUUUUCAUAGCAAAUAUCAUCGAAAUAAUUGGUGAAACUCCGCCGUGUGUCGCACCUUGUCGACCGAUUGCUGCAAAUAUGCUCAAUCAGCAUUUAAACCGACUAUCUCAUUUAAAGUGCGGGAGGUACACAACUCUGGAACUUCUACUAACUGAUGCCAACCCUUCCCGAUAGUUAAACGUUAUUAGAAUAUUUUUUGGCAUUUUAUUAAA
This is a messenger RNA of Eufriesea mexicana, 2380 nucleotides long. RefSeq names its product Protein associated with topo II related - 1 (gene Patr-1). Gene Ontology annotation, biological process: P-body assembly; deadenylation-dependent decapping of nuclear-transcribed mRNA. Bases 51 to 2342 code for a protein of 763 amino acids. The transcript is spliced from 9 exons. Lineage: Eukaryota; Metazoa; Arthropoda; Insecta; Hymenoptera; Apidae. Gene Ontology annotation, molecular function: RNA binding. The record is from RefSeq and is a predicted model, not a curated record. Gene Ontology annotation, cellular component: P-body.